Messenger RNA from Chaetomium globosum CBS 148.51, 387 nucleotides. RefSeq lists its product as uncharacterized. The record is from RefSeq and is a predicted model, not a curated record. Gene Ontology annotation, cellular component: dynein complex. Bases 1 to 387 code for a protein of 128 amino acids. The transcript is spliced from 6 exons. Lineage: Eukaryota; Fungi; Ascomycota; Sordariomycetes; Sordariales; Chaetomiaceae. Gene Ontology annotation, biological process: microtubule-based process.
AUGCCGGGCGACGAGGUCAAGGCUGGUCGGAGCACCUCCCCUGUUGCUCGGGAGAAGCUCGAGGCUCAGAUCAAGAGCGCUGAUAUGACCGAGGACAUGCAACAAGAGGUCGUCGAAGUCGCCCAGGAGGCAAUGGCAAAGUUCACCAUUGAGAAGGACAUUGCCCAUCACAUCAAGCGGACUUCCGACAACCUGCUUUUACCUAGCGAGCCGACAACCCCGAGAAAAAGAAAACGGACGGAGGAGGAAGAGAAUUGCCCCGCGGCGGAUAACUUGGGCUGGAUGGACAAAUCCCCGAGGCCGAGCGGAGGUACUGAACAACAAGGAGCGCCAGGCGUGGCGGAAGAGAAGGAGGAGGACUGCUUGAUGGCAGACGUGGCGACAUGA